This is a messenger RNA of Cryptomeria japonica (Japanese cedar), 2850 nucleotides long. RefSeq names its product putative elongation factor TypA-like SVR3, chloroplastic. The record is from RefSeq and is a predicted model, not a curated record. Gene Ontology annotation, molecular function: GTPase activity; GTP binding. The transcript has 13 exons. Lineage: Eukaryota; Viridiplantae; Streptophyta; Pinopsida; Cupressales; Cupressaceae. Gene Ontology annotation, cellular component: ribonucleoprotein complex; cytosol. The coding region runs from base 97 to 2259 and encodes 720 amino acids.
AAUCAAUAAAACGUAGACCAAAACCUCGGUAUUUCCUAAGGCAACUAUUGUUGUAGAACCGGCUGCAACAGCACAAUCACAAGGGCAGCUACAACAAUGGCAAUAUCUGUGCCUUCACAACUUUUCCAUUCCUCUAAGUUUGUGCAAGUCCCACAUGAAAAACAGCCAACUGAAUUAAAAUUGAACAGCAAAUUUAACCGCUUAUGGUUUGGACAAAAAACUACUACCAAAUCACACCAGAAGUCUUGUAGCGUUAGAACUUGUUUCAGGACUCUGGGUGGUGGGAAAUGUCAUUCCCAGUUCAAGCUAAGGACUGCCAGAUGUUCUGUGUCAACUACAGAGCCCUCUACAGUGGAGAAAACAAAGCAGAUGAAAGCCAGAAGAGAUGUAAGGAAUAUAGCCAUUAUUGCUCAUGUUGAUCACGGAAAGACAACCUUAGUUGAUGCAAUGCUCAAGCAAGCAAAGGUGUUUCGUGAAAAUCAGUCUGUACAAGAAAGAAUCAUGGAUUCCAAUGAUCUAGAGAGGGAGCGUGGGAUAACAAUACUCAGCAAGAAUACAGCAAUAAUGUACAAGGAUACAAAGAUCAAUAUUAUUGAUACACCAGGCCAUUCAGACUUUGGAGGGGAAGUGGAGCGUGUGCUUAACAUGGUGGAAGGUGUUCUUCUUGUGGUAGAUUCAGUUGAAGGGCCAAUGCCACAAACACGAUUUGUUUUGAAGAAAGCUCUAGAAUUCGGGCAUUCUGUCGUAGUUGUGGUGAAUAAGAUUGAUAGGUCUUCAGCUCGUCCUGAUUAUGUUGUCAAUGCAACUUUUGAGCUUUUUAUUGAACUAAAUGCUACUGAUGAGCAGUGUGACUUUCAAGUUGUAUAUGCAAGUGCUAUCAAGGGCCAAGCUGGGUUGAGCCCAGACAAUAUUGGAAAUGACCUUGGUCCUCUUUUUGAAGCAAUCCUUCGAUGCAUACCUGAACCAACUAUUGAUCCUAAUGGCCCAUUUCAGAUGCUCGCAACAAAUUUGGAUUUUGAUGAACACAAAGGACGAAUAGUUAUUGGGAGGGUAAAUUCUGGUACUGUGCACAGAGGUAUGGAGAUAAAGGUGUGUACAUCAGAUGAAAACUUUAGAUUGGGUAAAGUCAGUGAACUGUUUGUAUAUGAGAAUUUUACAAAAGUUCCAGCUGAAAUGGUCGAAGCUGGAGAUAUUUGUGCUCUCUGUGGUAUAAGUGAUGUCCUUAUUGGUGAAACUCUGGCAGAUAAAGUUAAUGGCUCAGCUUUGCCUGGAAUUAAAAUUGAAGAACCUACUGUGAAAAUGGCAUUUUCAAUUAACACUUCACCAUUUGUGGGGCGUGAGGGGAAACAUGUGACAAGCAGAAAAAUUAGGGAACGUCUUUAUCGUGAACUUGAGAGGAAUUUGGCAAUGAAAGUUGAAGAUGGGGAAACAGCUGAUACAUUCAUUAUUAGUGGGAGGGGUACAUUACACAUAACCAUACUAAUUGAGAACAUGCGGAGGGAAGGAUUUGAAUUUAUGGUAGGCCCACCUAAAGUUAUAAACAAAAAAGUGAACGAUAAAUUGUUUGAACCCUAUGAGAUUGCUAUUGUUGAAGUACCAGAAACAUACGUGGGUGGUGUUGUGGAGCUCCUGGGAAAACGCCGUGGUCAGAUGCUUGAUGUCCAAGCCACAGGUCAGGAGAACACCACCGUGGUGAAAUACAAAAUACCAACUCGUGGUCUACUUGGCCUUCGAAAUGCAAUAUUGACCUCUUCCCGAGGUACUGCCAUUUUAAACACUGUUUUUGAUGAAUAUGGACCCUGGGCUGGAGACAUUAGUACAAGAGACCAAGGCUCUUUGGUAGCCUUUGAGAUAGGAACCACUACUACAUAUGCAUUAAUGAGUUCUCAGGAAAGAGGUCAGAUGUUUGUAGGUCCUGGUGUAGAUGUCUACAAAGGUCAAAUUGUGGGCAUCCAUCAAAGACCUGGUGAUCUGUCACUCAAUGUAUGCAAGCGGAAGGCUGCGACAAAUGUCCGUUCCAAUAAGGAAUCAACAGGUGCAUACCUCAUACAUUUCUGGCUAAUGAAAUUUAUUUUUCGAAAACCAUCUUCAUUUUGCAUGUCAACAACAACGUUUUUUUUUGCAGUGGUCCUUGAUGCACCUUUGGAUUUCAGUCUGGAUGAUUGUAUUGAGUAUAUUCAAGAGGACGAGCUUGUAGAAGUCACCCCAUUGAGUGUGCGUAUGUGCAAGAAUCCCAAGAUAGUAAAGAGAACAAAAUAGCUUACCAUGGGGACUGUGUAUAUUGGACAGUUAGUACUCACACUAUAAGAUUGUAUUAUUUGUUCCCCUAGGCAAUGGGCCUGAUUUCUACAUCAAAAUUUUGAGAUGGAGUUUUUCCCAUGUAUCAAGCAGCUUCAAGGUGUUGUACGGGUCUUGUUUUGGAGAGGAAUUGGAUAAAGAAUUUACUAUCGUAUGAUUCUUUUUUUAUUUCAGUAGUGUUCCCUCUACAAUAUUUUGAGAACUAAAAACUGACAUGCUUUAGAAAUUCAGAAAGCAAAUUAUUUUGUCAUAGGUCAAUGGACAACUUGAUCAAUUAAGUUUACUUUCUGCUUCUUCAUUUGUAAUUCUAGGAUAUUAUUACAUGUUUUAGAAAAAUUAGCCAGUUGAUAAGAUAAGAGUGACCACGACAAAAUGUGAGGUCAUUUGGGAUAUGGUAUAUACAUGGAAGAUGUGUAUGCUUAUUGAAAUACUUGGCUGAUAGCCACAUUAUAAUGUGUCCCAUCUGUUAGGGCUUCAAUUGCUUUUGCCAUAUGAUUCUAAUAUUUUUUAUUGAGGUUUAGAACUCAAAUAAUGAAUCUUCUACUUAUUUUA